Molecule: messenger RNA, 1935 nt
Organism: Spinacia oleracea (spinach)
Lineage: Eukaryota; Viridiplantae; Streptophyta; Magnoliopsida; Caryophyllales; Amaranthaceae
Exons: 2
Coding region: 1-1935 (644 amino acids)
Source: RefSeq, a predicted model, not a curated record
AUGCCAUAUUCAAUAAGGGGUAGCCGCAUCAUCCUCGAUUACACCACCCCAUUCUGUGCUGAUAUCAUGAAUGCUCCCAAGGAGCCUAAAGUAAAACCACCUGCUAUUGACGCCUAUGAUGGCACGUCUGAUCCUGAUGUACACCUCUUGGCCUAUCGGCAUCAUAUGUAUGUCCAGGGAACUACUGAUGCAACCUGGUGCAAAUACUUCCCGUCCACUCUGAAAGGGGUUGCCUCCAAAUGGUUCGAGAAGUUGCCUGCGGGAACGAUCAACACAUAUGCCGAAUUGGAAAUGUUAUUUUCAGCAAGAUUUAUGGCUUAUAAAGAAGAGAAAAAGACGAGCAUGCAUUUGGGUCGAAUACAGCAAGGAAAAGAUGAAUCUUUGCGAAGCUAUGUUCGACGUUUCAAUUUGGAAUCAGGGCAGAUUCCAGACCUACCUGACGGGGUGGCGUUUGAUAACUUCUUUAGGGGACUUAAGAAGGGGUCCUUUAAGUUCGAUUUGGUGAAGAAAAGUGUGAGAACUAUGGCUGACGCUCUGGAUGAGGCCGAGUCCUUUAUUCAUCCCACUGAAAUCUGCUCCGUCCCCAAAGAGUCUAAGGGAACGGAGGCCACGGAUCAUCCUCAGCGCAAGGAUAAGUCAGACAAAAAGACCAGCCGUCCGAAUGGGACAUGGGCCAUUGAAAAGAAAGGAUAUCAGGCAGACUGCUCCCAGGGACAGAAGAGAGGAAGACCCUAUGACAAAGAAAGGUUUAAAUACAACACUGACCUGUAUACGAUACUGCUAGAUGUCAGUGAUAGGUAUGAGAUUGAUCGACCGUUCCCCAUGAAGUCGCCGGUGGAAACUAGGGAUAGCUCGCUUUACUCCGCUAAAGGGUUCCUGAAAUCCUAUCUCAGCGCAAGCACAGAGGGAAAUGGUAAAAAAUUCUACAAGAAAAGCAAGUCACCGUCAUACCGACGUGAUGACAACGACACUGACCCAGAAAUUGUAGCCGUCAUCUCAGGAGGUCUAGCCGCUGGAGGUCCAACAAUGAGAGGUCAAAAAGACUAUGCGAGCCGGUUGGGACAGGUCAUGUUGUCUGGAAAAGCUCCAAUUGACCAUUUCCCUAAAGUGGAGAUUUGUGAAUCUGACAGAGGCAAGAUCGCCACUCCACAUGACGACCCCUUGGUCAUUGAAUUGAAGGUAGCAAACCUCAAAGUAAGGCGUAUUUUAGUAGAUACGGGGAGUUCGUCAGACAUUAUCAGCACAGCUUGUCUAAGUCGUCUUGAGCAUGAUCCAAAGACAAUUGAAAAGAUACAUUAUCCGAUCAUUGGAUUUGGAGGCGGCAUAAUUCAUCCCCAGGGGAUAAUCACUCUGCCCCUACGAGUUGGAGGCCGGCAUCAAAGUAAGAACUUGAACGUCCGCUUUCUAAUUGUAAAGGACCUCACUACUUACAAUAUCAUACUGGGUCGUCCAACUUUGAAUCAGGCCAAGGCAGUGGUCGUCACUCAUCUUAUGCUCAUGAAGUAUGUUUGUGAUAAAGGUCAGGUCGGCACAAUUCAUGGUGAUCAACAACUAGCAAGAGAUUGUUACCUCACUACGCUAAGUCCCGAGGCUUGGGGGAAAACUGACGAAGCCAGAGCAAGCUCAAAAAGAAAACUAAAUGAGAUGGAGGAGAAAGUCAAGAAAGAGACCUUUACCAUUACCACGGCUCACAUGGAAACUAGGCGCCCUGAGCCGGUUGGUGGAUAUUAUGAAAUCAUCCUUGAUGAAGCCCGUCCAGAUAGGACGGUGCCAGUAGGGGUCUCUCCUAACGACCAGCUUGGGGCACAUUUAGUCACUCUCCUGAGGGAAUUCCAGGACAUUUUUGCUUUUGCUGUGGAGGAGAUGCCAGGCAUUGAUCCAAGCAUAGCUGUCCACAAGCUCAAUGUAGAUGAGUCCUUAAAACCUGUUCGUUAG